AUGAACAAGCUGUACAUCGGCAACUUGCCGAUGGAGGCGGACGAGGCAGCAGUUCGACAGCUGUUCGCGGAACACAACCUUACGGUGGCCGACAUUUCUGUGAAGCGCGGUGGAUACGCCUUUGUAGAUUUCCCCGACCAAUCCGCAGCCGAUCGGGCCAUUGAUAAACUGCACGGAUACUCGUACUGCGGCCUGCCGCUGAUCGUAGAACCAUCUGUUGCUAACAAGAAAAUCGUAAACGCAUCUAACCUGCAGAGUGCCAGCGCGACCCAAUUAAAAGAGACCAGCACCGACUCGUCCACUGGCGGCGGCGGAUGGCGGUGA
This is a messenger RNA of Zerene cesonia (dogface butterfly), 324 nucleotides long. RefSeq names its product insulin-like growth factor 2 mRNA-binding protein 2. The transcript has 3 exons. Bases 1 to 324 code for a protein of 107 amino acids. Lineage: Eukaryota; Metazoa; Arthropoda; Insecta; Lepidoptera; Pieridae. Gene Ontology annotation, cellular component: nucleus; ribonucleoprotein complex; cytoplasm. Gene Ontology annotation, molecular function: mRNA binding. The record is from RefSeq and is a predicted model, not a curated record.